This is a messenger RNA of Candidula unifasciata, 3174 nucleotides long. The record is from the annotation of a GenBank genome assembly. Lineage: Eukaryota; Metazoa; Mollusca; Gastropoda; Stylommatophora; Geomitridae.
AUGGCCGAACACCAACUUGGGCCUCCGGCCAGCAAGAAACCCAGGAUCGGAUCUCCGUCUCUCAACACACCUAGUGAGGGCAAUGAAUUCAACUUCUCAAACUUAAACUUUGAAGUUAUUGUCAAUGACCUGCCGGAUGAUCUUGAUGGGCUCCAGGGAUCUGCAAGUGAUGCCCAGACGUGCCAGGACAGUGGUUUGGGGGGAUCACUGUCGCAGCUGCUGUCUAGAUCUGCACCAAACUCCCAGACAUCAUUAUCAAUGCCCAUCAACAGUGUUGGUAGCGUACAGAGCAGAAGUCCCAUGACAAACAAUUUAGCGGCUACACUAACGAAUGCAAAUAAAGUAGCCACAUCUUCGCACAUGGGCAUGAACGAUAAUCUUGUCAGCAACUCGUUCACAAUCUCAGGAACCAAUCCAGGAUUAAUGGGGGGUGUUGCCAACUCGAUGGGCAUGAAGUCCAUGGGAACCCAGCAGAUGAUCGGCGGAGUGGGUAGUCUGAACAUGGGGCAGCAGCUGCAAAACCAGAUGAUGAAUGGACCAGGUAGCUUUGCCAACAACUUGGGGCAGAUGCGUGGGAUGUCGAAUAAUGUGAAUCCUUCAACAUCCAUGCAAAUACCUCAAACAGGAAUGAUGUCCAGUCCAGGCAUGGCACAGAUGCAGCCUCACCAGGGCAUCUCUGGACAUGUGAACCUCAACAUGCAGCAGCAGACUGUUGCCCAGAUGGUUCGGCCUGGACCACCGACUGCGGUGGCUGGGGCAGCUGGGCCUCGACAGACCUCUGCUGACCCUGACAAGAGCAAGCUCAUCCAGCAGCAGUUGGUUUUGUUGCUGCAUGCACACAAGUGCCAGCGAAGGGAGCAGGCCAAUGGUGACCAGGAUUGCAAGCUGCCCUACUGUCGUACCAUGAAGAAUGUUCUCAACCAUAUGACCACUUGCAAUAAGGGCAAGGCUUGUGAGGUGGCCCAUUGUGCAUCUUCUCGUCAAAUCAUCACUCAUUGGAAGAACUGUACGCGUGUCGACUGCCCUGUGUGUUUACCUCUGAAGAUUGCAGACAAGCGCAACACCACAGGGCAAAAUGUCAAUCAAAAUGCAACGAUGACAGUUCCCAAUUCUCAAACUUCGGGUGUCACUGACCAAGCUACUAUGAAACGAGCCUUUGAGUCGUUGGGUCUGCCCUACAACCAGCCGAGCCCGCAGCAUAAUGCCACCACCCACAUACACCCACAGAUGAAUGCUGUGCCAAAUGAUGGACAAAUGAACAAGCCCAGCCUGCCUAACCAAGGCCAGAAAGUGAUGCCCAAUCAAACGGCAACCACUACCAGCACCCAGAUGGGCAACCUCUUGUGUAACAUGUCAACGAACCAAGGAUCUCAGCCCAUACAGCCCCAGAGUGGCAGCCAGUUGGCCACCUCCACAGCUCAAGCUGCUGCUAUGGGCAAUGCCCCAGACAUUGUCAAGUCCAUACCGCCCAGUAACCGCAAGGAUUGGCAUGCCCAAGUGACUCAGGAUUUGAGGAAUCACCUUGUUCAUAAAUUAGUUCAGGCAAUAUUCCCCACGCCAGAUCCUGCAGCACUGAGAGACAGUCGCAUGAAAAACCUUGUAGCAUAUGCUCGCAAAGUGGAAGGUGAUAUGUAUGAAACAGCAAAUAACAGGGGUGAAUAUUAUCAUCUGCUGGCAGAGAAAAUUUACAAAAUUCAGAAAGAACUAGAAGAGAAAAGAAUACAGAGAAUGAGAGGAUCAUUGAAUACAGGUGUUGGUGGAAUGCCUGCACCGAUUCGACCAGGAGUGCACAAUGGUCCAACAAGCGUGCAAUUAGGCAACACAGUGUUUAAUGACAUGAAUAAUGUGCAACCCGCCCAACAGCAAUCUCCAGCAGGUCUGUCGAUGCCAGGAAAGUGGAACCAGAAUAUGCGAGCUACGCCACCUCCUGCAGGACAGGUGCUGGGUGUGUCCACAACCACCACUCCGAUGAGCAUCAAUGCUGCACUGGCUGAAUCUCAGCAGCAGUUUGAUGCCAUUAAACGUUCCUUGCCACAGCAGCCACCCGGCAGGCAUUUACUUGCCACUUCCACCAUCACAUCCACUCAUCCAUCACCCCAGCAGCAGCAGCAGCAGCAGCUUUUGCACCAGUCGCUCAACUCACAGCCACAGGUUGUUCAGUCUCAGCAGCAGUCAGCCAUCCAGAAUCACAUCAACUCCAUCAUGACAGAUUCCUUAGGCAUUGGUAAUCAACGAAUGGGGAGCCUGCAGCCUUCAGUUGGGGGCUCCCUAGAUAGUGUGGUAUCCCCAAAUAGCGUCCGGGUGACUAACUCCCAGCAAUCUCUACUGCAGCAAUUUGGGGGCAAGAUGGCUGCCACAACCAAUGGUCAAACUCAUCUGUCCAUGCCCCGGCCUGCUCAAUCCAACGGACAAGUGUCUUGUAAAGAUAUGAACGACGAUCAUCCACAAGGAUUAGAUGAAAUCGGCAAGCAAGGCUCAACUGUCAGAGAUUCCAGUUUAGCUGAAAGCAAUCAGAACCUCUCUAGUCUGCUGUCAGCGGCAUCACCUUCAACAUUAACUUUACCACCCAUCACUCCCACCAUGUCCAACUCGACUGCCAUGUCUUCCAUACUCAGCUCAACUGCCAUGAAGGCAGAGAUCAAAACCGAACCAUUGUCUGAACUUAAGCCGGAUACUGAUAUGAAAGAUGAGAAGAUGGAUGUAAAAUCUGAGUCGGAUUGUAAACCCGAGCUGAACAGCGUGAAGGAUGACAACGAUACGUCCAGUCCCAAGUUAGAAGGUAUGGAUGACAACUCUCAGAUGGGCUCUAGUGAGGAGAAAUCCUUAGUUGUGGCUGAUGCUUCCAGUGUCUUGGCAACUACUACAAAACCCAGGUGCAAGAAAGUAUUUAACCCCGAUGAAUUAAGGCAAGCUUUGAUGCCGACAUUGGAGAAACUUGUGAAGCAAGAUCCUGAAUCUCUUCCCUUCAGGCAGCCAGUUGACCCCGUUAUACUUCAAAUUCCAGACUAUUUUGAUAUUGUCAAAAAGCCCAUGGACUUGUCUACAAUCAGACGAAAGUUGGACUCUGGGAUGUACAAAGACCCCUGGGAGUAUGUGGAUGAUGUUUGGCUCAUGUUUGACAAUGCCUGGCUUUACAACAGAAAGACCUCCAGAGUAUACAAGUAUGCCUCAAAG